CCCUGUGGUUUACACUAAAUAACAAUCUAAGGUACUAAGAGUUUAAAAUCACGUUUUAGGGUACUAACUUUUAAUUUUUUAACAAAGUAAGGUAUUAACGUUAAGUUGCUGUUAAAUGCUAACCCUGACACCCUCACGUGCCAUAAACGUGAGGGUAAAUAUGUCAUUUAAAUGAAGGUCUCCUGCUUUAAUUAAACUCUGUUUCAUUCAACAUCAGUCUAUUCAUCUUCACCCCAUAUACUCUGUAAACCCAAAUCGAGUAAACCCUGAUUUCUAGGGUUUUAGCGUUGAGCGAUGGAUCUUUUGAGACAAGAAGAUGAACCAUUUGACUACGUUGGCAAAUACGGUACACAAACAGGAUUAUUUUCUCUGAAGAUACACUACAAUGGGCAAUUUGGAAUCAAAAAUCAAAAUCUUUGCUACAUAACUGGUAAGGUAAUCUAUGUUGAUUUCAUGGAUACGGACAUGUUUUGUAUCCAUGAUGUCAACGAUGCUAUGAGGUUGUUAGGGUUUUCAGAAGAUAAAGUUCAUCAUUUUUAUUUUGUGGUUCCUGGUAGUGAGAUACAUAGUGGUCUUAUGUCUUUAAGCACUGAUGAUGAUGUACGAGUCAUGAGUGAAUAUGUGCUACAAGGUUCCAAAGUUAUAAGUCUUUAUGUAGAGCAUGGUUUAGGCAUUGCAACUGAAGAUGUGACAGUCAAUAAUGGUAAAGUAGAUGACCCUAAGAAUGCACAAGUAGAUGAAGAUGUGACAGUCAAUGCUGGUAAUGUAGAUGACCCUAAGAAUGCACAAGUAGAUGAAGAUGUGACAGUCAAUGCUGGUAAUGUAGAUGAACCAAAGAAUGCACAAGUAGAUGAAGAGGUAACAGUGAAUGUAGACUUUGAUAUCAAUGAUGUUGAAAAUAGGACUGAGAAGUUUAGUAAUGAAGAUGUUGAGAAUAUCCUAAGACAGACUGUUGUUGAUGCUUCUUUUAAUGAGCUGUUUAGUGAUCACAACACACUUGGUGAUGUUUUAAAACCUUAUGUAAGGCCAGCUGAACAGAAGGAAAAGGGUAAUGAGAAUGAAAAGGGUAAUGAGACUGAAAAGGGUAAUGAGAAUGAAAAUGGUAAGGAGACUGAAAAGGCUAAACAGAGUGAAAGGGUUGAACAUGAUAAUGAGGAUAGUGGUGAUGAGGACAUUGUCGAUGAGGAAAAUGAGGUGUUUGAGGUAGAAGUUGAUAUGAGUCAGUUUAAUGACAAGUUCCAGGCUAAGCAUCAGAUGAACAAUGAAAAAGAAACUGAUAAUGCUACUGAAACAAGUGUGGAUGAUACUGAACAUGAUCCCUUAGAAGAAGAAUAUCUUAGCAAUGAUUCCCUUGGCACAUCUGAAUCUGAAGGAGAACUUACCAUUGAAAAGCAUAGGAAAAAAGCAUUUAGGAGGAUUAGGAAACAACAAGAAGCUAGUAAGGAAAAAUGUGCAUUUUAUGUAGGUCAAACAUUUGGUGAUAAUUCACAGGUGAAGACCCUCAUCAGAAGACAUGCAAUUGAAACAAGAAGGGAGAUUUUUUUCUAUAGGAAUGAUCAGGAAAGGAUAAGGGCCCAUUGCAAAGGGAGAAUUCCUGAUUUUGAAAUGGCCCAAGAAAAAGAAGGCCCAAGUGAAAGUCAAAAAGAUGGCCCAAAUGAAAGUCAGAAAGAUGGUGGUAGGUUAACAAAAGAUAGCAUGGUUAAAGAUGGCAAGUUGAGUAGGAAAUGGAAGACAGUGACAUGUGGAAGCUGUGGAGGAAAAGGUCACAAUAAAAGAAGGUGCACCGGACAAGGCUCAACUGCUGCUCAAUCUAGUUAA
Molecule: messenger RNA, 1818 nt
Organism: Helianthus annuus (common sunflower)
Lineage: Eukaryota; Viridiplantae; Streptophyta; Magnoliopsida; Asterales; Asteraceae
Exons: 2
Coding region: 295-1818 (507 amino acids)
Source: RefSeq, a predicted model, not a curated record